CAGAGGUCGUUGGCAGAUCCAUUCUUAACUAUGCAAACCCCCUUAAAUACAGGUAUCCAUACACGACUGGACUGAGGAAUGUCGUGCCUGUGCGAACGUUAACGUGUCUCCAGUCUGCAGCUCCACGUGCGGGCGGCUCCCGCCCUCCGAGCCCUGAGCAGGGUAGGCGGUCAGGAGACCUGCAGCAGGGCGACAAGUCAGCAUGCUCUGUCCAUGUCGCAAGGGCUCAGCGACGAGCCAGAGGUGAAAGAAAAAAGUAUCAUAUGAAGAGGAGGAAAAAAAAAAAGAAACCACUAAGAGAAUCACAGGCUUUCUCAGACUGAUGGGACUAAGACUGACUGUAACCGUGUUCAGCUGCUGACAGUGUGGAAUUGAGUUGUAUGGUGGACAGAAGACAAGCAGGCGAGAGAAAUCCCCAAAGCCCAGUGAAGAGCCAAUAAGAAUUCAGAGCAUGAUUGGAAACGAGAGGAGAAACUGCUCAAGCCUCAUGCAGGUCAUUCACUAUGGAAACAGACAUCACGAGAGCAACACGAGGAUUAUCAUCUGAAGUGGAAGCUAAGAGGGCAAAAAUGAAGGUGCCUGUAUUCGAGGAUGUAAAAGGUGAAACUGAAGAGACUGAAAAUGUGGAGGAGGAAGAAAAGCAGGAGGACAAGGUGUUUCUUAAACCUGUUAUUGAAGAUCUAAGCAUGGAACUGGCCAGAAAGUGCACUGAACUCAUUAGUGAUAUUCAUUAUAAAGAAGAUUAUAAAAAGUCUAAGGACAAGUGUACAUUUGUGACUGACACUCCUAUGCUAAACCAUGUGAAGAAUGUUGGUGCUUUUAUUUCUGAGGCAAAAUACAAAGGUAGCAUUAAAGCGGAUCUCUCCAACUGUCUGUAUAAGCACAUGCCAGCCACCAUUGACAGUGUCUUUGCCAGAGAGGUGUCCCAGCUUCAGAGUGAGGUUGCCUACAAGCAGAAGCAUGAUGCUGAGAAAGGCUUCUCUGAUUACGCCCACAUGAAGGAACCACCAGAGGUCAGACAUGCCAUGGAGGUCAACAGACACCAGAGUAAUAUCUCUUACAGAAAAGAUGUGCAGGGCACCCACACAUACACAGCAGAGCUUGACAGAGCGGAUAUCAAGAAGGCAACCCAGAUCUCCAGGAUCAUAAGCAAUGUAGAAUACAAGAAAGGGCAAGGCAUAGUGAAUAAAGAGCCUUCUGUGAUUGGAAGACCAGAUUUUGAACACGCUGUGGAAGCUUCUAAGCUUUCUAGUCAGGUUAAAUAUAAAGAAAAAUUUGAUAAUGAAAUGAAGGAAAAGAGCCACCACUACAACCCUCUGGAAAGUGCUUCAUUUAGACAGCACCGGCUCGCUACUGUCCUGGCAAGUGACGUGCAGUACAAGAAAGAUGUUCAAACCAUUCACGAACCAGUUUCAGAUCUCCCAAAUCUGUUGUUUUUAGACCAUGCUCUGAAGGCCAGCAGAAUGCUCAGUGGAUGGGAAUAUAAAAAGAAUUUUGAAGAAAACAAAGGGUUGUACCACUUUGAUGCGGAGGCCUCGGAACACGUGCACCACAAAGACACGGCCGCCCUCCUGAGCCAGGUAAAAUACAGAGAAGAAUAUGAGAAAAAUAAGGGAAAGUCCAUGCUGGAGUUUGUUGAGACACCGUCAUAUCAGUCUUCAAAGGAAGCUCAGAAGAUGCAGAGUGAGAAGGUUUACAAAGAAGAUUUUGAGAAGGAGAUUAAAGGAAGGUCCUCACUGGAUUUAGACAAGACCCCCGAAUUUCUACACUUGAAGUACAUCACCAACCUGAUGAAGGAGAAAGAAUAUAAAAAAGAUCUGGAAAAUGAAAUAAAAGGGAAAGGAAUGGAACUUAGUUCUGAAGUUCUUGAUAUUCAGAGAGCAAAGCGAGCAUCUGAAAUGGCCAGCGAGAAAGAAUACAAGAAGGACCUGGAGUCAGAAAUUAAAGGGAAGGGAAUGCAAAUUGACACCGAUACCCUUGAAAUACAGCGUGCCAAAAAAGCUGCCAAGAUAGCCAGUGAGAAAGACUAUAAACGAGAUCUGGAGACAGAGAUUAAAGGGAAAGGAAUGCAGGUCAGCACAGACACUCUGGAUGUUCAGAGAGCUAAGAGGGCAUCUGAGAUGGCCAGCCAGAAGCAAUAUAAGAAAGACUUAGAGAAUGAAAUUAAGGGGAAGGGAAUGCAAGUGAAUAUGGACAUCCCAGAUAUGCUUCGAGCCAAGAGGGCAUCUGAAAUCUACAGCCAGAGAAAGUAUAAAGAUGAAGCUGGGAAAAUGCUUUCCAACUAUUCCACUGUGGCAGAUACUCCCGAAAUCCAGAGAGUCAAGACGACACAACAGAACAUUAGCAACGUGUUCUAUAAGGACGGUGUAGGAGCUGGCACAUCCCUAAGGAACACUCCGGAGACUGAACGAGUGAAGAAAAACCAGCACAACAUUAGUUCUUUCCAGUAUAAAGAUCAAAACUAUAAGGCCACUCCGGUAAACACGACCCCAGAGAUAGAGAGAGUGAGGAGGAACCAGGAGCAGCUGAGUGCGGUCAAAUACAAAGGAGAGGUAAAGCAAGCAACUUCCAUUUCGGAUCUGCCAGAGCUGAAGAGAGUGAAAGAAAACCAGAAGAAUAUCAGCAAUGUUUAUUAUAAAGGUCAACUGGGAAGGGCUACAGCUUUAAGCGUAACUCCUGAAAUGGAAAGAGUAAAGAAGAAUCAAGAAAAUAUUAGCUCGGUGAAAUACACUCAGGAACACAAACAAAUGAAAGGUAGACCGUGUCUGAUCGUAGACACACCUGCUUUGAGACAUGUUAAAGAAGCACAAAAUCAUGCUUCCAUGGUUAAAUACCAUGAAGAUUUUGAGAAGACAAAGGGAAGGGGCUUCACUCCUGUCGUGGACGACCCUGUGACGGAGAGGGUGAGGAAGAACACCCAGGUUGUGAGCGAUGCUGCCUAUAAGGGUGUCCAGCCCCAUGCUGUGGAGAUGGACAGAAGACCAGGGAUCAUUGUUGCACCUGUUCUUCCUGGAGCUUACCAGCAGAGCCAUUCCCAAGGCUAUGGGUACAUGCACCAGACCAGCGUGUCAUCCAUGAGGUCAAUGCAGCAUUCACCAAACCUAAGGACCUACCGAGCCAUGUACGAUUACAGUGCCCAGGAUGAAGACGAGGUCUCCUUCCGAGAUGGUGACUACAUUGUCAACGUGCAGCCCAUUGAUGAUGGCUGGAUGUAUGGCACCGUGCAGAGAACCGGGAGAACGGGCAUGCUCCCAGCAAAUUACAUUGAGUUUGUCAAUUAAUUCUUGCUCCUUGCCCUUUGAGCUUUAUUCUCAUGUAUUCGAAGCCCAAUCUUUUUAAAAGAUAGAAGAUACUUUUCAGAUAACUUGGCAAUUAUUUUACAAUAAUGUAACCUUACUUUGACAAUUAGACACACAGGUACCAGGAAAAAAGGAAUGACUUUAGGGCUGGAAACAGCAGCAUCCAUAAUAAUUCCUGUAAGCAAAAUAAUUAGGUCUGGAGAUCUGGUGCUGCUAAUUGUGUUUGUGUGGUUUCAUUUGAUUGGCUAUCCAACCUUCUGGAAAAUGUAUUUUUGUAGACCUUAAUAGAGAUGUUGAUUGUCCAUUAAAUGUAACAAAUGUAUAAAACUUCUUAGCUGUCACUUGGAAUCAUCCAAAGCCAAUUCUGAUAGUUAAGCAACACAGCCAAUAAUUUAAAAACUGUCCAGCUUUUGAAUCGGGUAAUUUUCAAUCCAAGUGAGACUGGCCUACUAUAACAAAUAGAAACAGUGGCAGAAUGGGUCUGAUUAAAAUCGUAUUGACUGUAGCUUUAGGGAGCUGGCAGGAAACUUGCCCUUUCCUUAAGCUGACUAAGAACUAGUUAUUUCUCAUGUGUUACAUGGUGUAGCCUAUCUCCAUUUACGUUCUGUGGAGCAGAGCAUCUGCUCAGGUCCCCAGAAGGUCAAGACCAGGUAACUUCACAGCUACUCUGCAGAGGGCAAAGUUCAAUGUCAUCUGUAUUAUUUAGCCAGUCACUUCUAUCCUGUUGCAUGUCUCUGUGGGCUUAAGCUUCUGUAACAUGGCAGCUGCUUGCCCAUCCUUGCUAUUAAUUUCAACAGUGUAGCCCACCUCUCCCUGCCCUUCCUUCCUGUUGCCCGUGUGUCAGAAAAUGUUUUGAAGAGUUGCCUGAGACAUUCUUGCUGUAUUACACUCUAGUUUUGAAAGACUCAUGCCUUAGGAAAUACACAUAUACACUGGUAAAUAAGAGAUCUAUGCAUUUGCUGGAUAGCUUUCAUUCACUUAAUACCACCAUUAAUUUAAAAGUGAAGUAAACUGAACAGCGUCCUGUGUAAGGGCGCAUGGACUGUAAAGUAUACUGGAGGAAAACCAAGGCCCCGAACAGUUAGCAGAGGUCGGCUCCACAAUCAGUCGAUCUGGUCGUAGAAUUUGGCAGUCAGUCUUCAUACUCUGGGAUGGAAAUCUAGCCAGUAAGUACGUUCAUAAAAAAGCUUUAUUCCCCCACCCUGGUUUUUGUUUUCUAAAUCACCUCCAGGGUUAGAUAAGAAUAUCCUCAGUGAUUGAGGGGGGCAUGGAGGUUCAGCAGACAAUUCACUAAGAAAGAAAUCAGUGUCUUGUUUUGUUUGAAUGUGCAGGAGUUUUAUGGAUUCACAGGCCCAAGCACAACCAUUACUGCUGUGUCUUAAAUUUGGUCUGGAGUCUGCACUCGCGGUUACCUGGAUGUUGACAUUUAUCGCAACUCUGCUUUUCUCCUGGGCCCUCUUACUGUGACAGGCAGCUGGGUGACAUUCAGGUGGGAUAUGAAAUUGAAGAGAGCAAAAUCACAAAAAAAUGUAAGAAGACACUGGGCCUAUGGAAAUAUCUGUCUUACACAAUAUGUUUAAGGAAACAAACAAAGCAUCCACCAGUGAAAAGCAUUUGAAAGAAAUGUUUAUGAGGCCAAAGCCCAAGGUUGGUUCAUUUAAACCUUUGAAAAGUAAGCCCAUACUUUUGAAAAUCAUUAGUUUCAUUAGAAUUGCCUUUAAGAGAAGUUUUAUUACAUUGAGGCAUAUUUCUGUGACACUGACAGAAAAUUGAAAAGAAACUUCUUCAAAUAAGAUGUUUUUCUGGAAAGGUUUUUUGUUUUUGUUUUUAAAAUAUCGACUCAUAAAUAAAGAGCUCACCGAGUUUCCUGUCAUUUAAAUAGCCAGUCAUGAGUAACUUUCCUGUUUUCAUGUCUGGAAUACACACCUACAAAGACAAACUGCAGUUGCAAUAAUUUUGCGAAAACCAUGGGUGAUAAACUAGCUCCUUUAUGCUGUUUGUCUUUUAUGCUUCCCCAGACAGAUCACUUGUGUGUGUAUGUGUGUGUGUGUGUGUGUGUGUUUGUGAUUAUCAAGAAGAAGAGUAGUUGCUAAUGAAAACUUCAGGACAAAUGCAGGCAGGUAUGAUUUUUUUAUAAUAGCAUGUGUACAGGAAGUUCAGGAAGUUCAGUGGAAGCCAACUUUGCAGUGAUGCUUAAUAUCAGCUUAGUCUCGUUAAGUGGCAGCUUGAGAGUCCUUGUUUUUGCUGCUCAUUAAUUUCAAACUUGAUGUGAAAAUCAGUACAUACUUAGGAAAUAGGUAUCCUAAAUGUUGAGUUUCACAUAAAUGUUUGCACAGCAAGAUACUUCUGUUUUAAGCCUUUCAGAAUUAAGAUGUGAUCUGAAUUCUAUAAAGGACAGUUAUUUUCAAUAUAGACUGAGGAAGAACAAGAGAUUGUAUGCCUUUGAGGAUAUACAUUGAUAAUCUUGACAUUGUUACUCGCACAUGUAAGGAUGUUACCCAUCUCAGCAGAAAAUAGCAGCAUAGAUGUGUCAUAACCAGGUGCCAUCGUUUGCAGCACCACUUUAAAAGAUACUACAUUCUUGACACCCUUUUCACUUCUCACAUGCCACCCUCCCACUUGCGGUUUGGCAGCUAGUAUCUCACAUGUAACGCUGACAGCUAUAGAAGAACUUACAAACAAGCCCUUUAGAACUCAAGUUAAAGGACUAAAUGCCAAGCGCAGAGAGCAUGCACCUGUUCCUAAAUGGGAUGGAUUCUCAAGCUUGACAGCCGCACAAGAAGCCGCUUGCUCACUCCAGAGCAAGGCUCUGAAGACAAAUGCAUUUGCUUCAUAUUUCUCUUGAGAAAGUUUAGCAAUAGAAUAUACUGCUUUUUGUUGUAAGCUUUUGUAGCAGAUUAAAAAAGAUUUCUUGUUCUUUAGAAAGCGUUCUGUUUCUAACCUGUGACAAAAUGAGUGCUUCAUGUCUUCACUUUGUUUGCGCAUCCACAGCACAGCCUCGUUUGAAAUUUUGAUCUGGUUGUCAUUCUCCAUAGAGGCCCUGUAUCUUCCCAUGUCCCCCAGCCUUCACAGAGUACCCAGGGAUGUCUAAGCACAAUUUCCAGCACCUUGUAUGGGGAUAGAUGAGAUUAGUUCAGUCCCUCUCUUGCCACUUGGCCCUUUCCUUAAAGAUAAAGAUGUUGUUGGCCAGUUUUACUAUACCCUUUCACUCCAGAUCCAUUCUGUGCUGGGUUCAUACCAUUCCAGGAAUCAGGGAGAAACCAUUUCCAUAAAUGAGAGUAAGUGACAAAGCUAGUUUUCAGUUCCACCCACCUCCAGUGGAAUUCUUUCAGUGAAAUGAAAAUGAAAAUAAGUGUGAUCUUUAAUAACACAGCCCCAUGUACAAUGGACAUAGUUUAUACUAAUGUUAUACUAUAGGUAUAUACAAAAUAGGUGCCUUUUGAUUAUGCUUGUUUAACAUUGUAGUCUUGGAAAGGAAACCAAGCACCAAACUUCUGCAUAUUCUGUAACAGUAUUUUAUGAUGCACUAUUGAUAUUUUUGUGGUGAGAAAUGGGAUGCCCCUGACUGAGAGUUGUUACAGGUGGUGAGUGAUUGUAUUUUCCUCCUAAGGGUUUAGAACUUUAGAAAAUGUUGACUUCAAUAUUUUGAAAAGUUAGUUUUUUUGUGGAUUUAUAUAUAUUUGAGAUAUAGAAGCAUUAAGUUUAGGUUUGUGUUUAAAAUUCUUAUGGUGAGAUAGAUUAGUUAUAUUAUGAGGCUGAAUUCACUGAAUAAGAUGAGCUUUAUGAUUUGAUUAUAUUUUAACACUCUGAUAAUCUGAAUUAUUGCAUUUGUAUGGGGCACUACAACAUGACGAUAAAGCUUCAGUUAAGUAGGAAACUAUGUAAGCUAAUUUAGAGAUGCUAAAAACAAAAGUCUCUCUGAAGUAUUCCAUGCCUCUUGGGAUCCUUUUCCAGGUGAGUAGCUGUCAAUAACUGAUGACCAAAAAAGUCAAGACAUUGUGCGAAACUGCUGUGGUCAUCAUUCCAGGUGUGUAAGAAUUGUCAAGCCUGGAAGGCUUCCUGGGACAAUAUCCUUCCCAGUUGUCUGUAACUUCACUGUAUCCACAGGACCUCCACAUACGUACUGUGUGUGAUAGAUUGUAUCAUGUUUGCAUAGCACACACUUCACUGUUGUUUAUUAUUGUUAAAGAUGAUUUCCUUUAAAGGAAAGAGAGAAAACUGCAUUGCAGCCUCUUUCCUUCAUGUCCAUACAAUGAGUUGCAGCGCAUUUCAAAAGUAGCAUCAAGUGUGUAACAGGCACGAUAUUUGACCUGUGAGAAAAACACAAAUUUGAAUGAUGUAGUUUGGCUUCUGUCUGCUUUGAAAUAUGCACAAUUGUGAUUUGUGAUUAAUUUGUAAAAUUGUACUAACUUUGAGAACACAAUGAUUUUGAAAGAAGCGUUAAAUGUUUUUUUCUUUUUUUUUUUUAAAUGGAAGGGGAUCACAGGAUGAUAAAAGGUUAUUAGUAUAAUUUGGCUUUUGUUAUGCAAGUUGUUACCACCAGCUAUUAAAAUAUAUUUUAGUAGAAAUGCUUUAAUUCAUGUUUUUUUUUUCCUCUACACUGUGAAUCUUAAGCCUUCGUGGACCAGAGACACAUUGUGAUGUCCGAAGGACUGACCUAUGCAAAUGAGUUCCCAUCUUAUUGCUGUCACAGGAAACAUGUGCUAAGACAUCAUUUCUCCUCCUACUGUGCAGCAGUAUUGAAACAACACAGGAACCCCGGCCUCCCGGGCAUUACACUGUCGUCGCUCCCAGCGCUCCCAGUGCUCCCAGUGCUCCCAGUGCUCCCAGUCCCUUCCAGCCGACCAAAGUCAUUAGCAUUUGUGUAGAUCACAUUGGUAUCUAUUGAAACGACUUGAAUGAUAGUGGGAGGAAAAUGAUAGACAGGCGUGUUGGCUGUGGCUUUCAUGGAACUAUGUUCUCACAUCAUCUCUGUUUAGGGUCUUGGCAUCCUGUGUCUUCUCUCUGUAUUUGUAAAGCAUUAUGUUGAACUAAUUUCCUAGCAACACAUUUGGUUUGCUUAAAUAAAUACAGGAUAUAACAAAAUUGUUCCACUUCUUGGCUGUCACCGUGGUUUC
Messenger RNA from Psammomys obesus (fat sand rat), 8416 nucleotides. RefSeq names its product nebulette (gene Nebl). Gene Ontology annotation, molecular function: actin filament binding. Gene Ontology annotation, cellular component: Z disc; focal adhesion. The record is from RefSeq and is a predicted model, not a curated record. The transcript has 30 exons. Gene Ontology annotation, biological process: cardiac muscle thin filament assembly. Lineage: Eukaryota; Metazoa; Chordata; Mammalia; Rodentia; Muridae. The coding region runs from base 504 to 3281 and encodes 925 amino acids.